This is a messenger RNA of Soboliphyme baturini, 423 nucleotides long. The record is from the annotation of a GenBank genome assembly. Lineage: Eukaryota; Metazoa; Nematoda; Enoplea; Dioctophymatida; Soboliphymatidae.
AUGGUCAUGAAGUGGCAAUACAAAGAAGAGAAUUCUUUCGAAAAGAGGCGGUCCGAGGGCGAGAAAAUACGAAGAAAGUAUCCAGACCGAAUACCAGUUAUUGUGGAGAAGGCUCCGAAAUGUCGACUGCGAGAUUUGGAUAAGAAGAAAUACCUUGUUCCUUCAGAUCUUACCGUUGGGCAGUUUUAUUUCUUGAUCAGAAAGCGUAUCCACUUAAGGCCAGAGGAUGCGCUGUUCUUUUUCGUGAACAAUGUGAUUCCUCCUACGGCCACGACCAUGGGCUUGCUCUAUCAGGUAUUGUAUGCUUUCGUUUAUUUCAUGUUCUCACAAGAUCACCACGAAGAAGAUUCGUUUCUCUAUAUUGCCUAUAGCGAUGAAAGUGUGUACGGAUAUAACGAGAACCAGAAUCUGAAUGUUUUUUAA